Molecule: messenger RNA, 751 nt
Organism: Raphanus sativus (radish)
Lineage: Eukaryota; Viridiplantae; Streptophyta; Magnoliopsida; Brassicales; Brassicaceae
Product: actin-depolymerizing factor 9-like
Exons: 3
Coding region: 73-501 (142 amino acids)
Biological process (GO): actin filament depolymerization; actin filament bundle assembly
Cellular component (GO): actin cytoskeleton; cytoplasm
Molecular function (GO): actin filament binding
Source: RefSeq, a predicted model, not a curated record
CACACACUUUCUCUCUAAAAACAUUAACUAAAGAAGAAGAAGGCGUACCAACUUAGCUCAGCAACACUCACUAUGGCUUUGAAGACGGCUUCGACGAACGGGAUGUGGAUGUUGGAAGACUGCAAGAGAUCGUUCAUGGAGAUGAAGUGGAAGAAAGUGCACAGAUACAUCGUUUUCAAGAUCGAGGAGAAAUCCAAGAAAGUCGCCGUGGACAAGGUCGGUGCAGCCGGCGAGACCUAUCAUGAUCUCGCCGCUUCCUUGCCGGAGGACGACUGUCGCUACGCCGUGUUUGAUUUCGACUACGUCACCGUCGAUAACUGCCGCAUGAGCAAGCUCUUCUUCAUCACCUGGUCGCCGGAGGCGUCGAGGAUAAGGGAGAAGAUGAUGUACGCGACGUCUAAGAGCGGACUGAGAAGAGUGUUGGAAGGCAUCCACUACGAGCUUCAAGCCACCGACCCAACCGAGAUGGGAUUCGACAAAAUCCAAGACCGGACCAAAUAAAAUAUUUACAUUCCAUUCAACCGGAGUUAAACCGUCAGUGAUGUGUCAUUAACAGCAGUAAUUAUCUAUUAAUGUUCGUUAUUGUUGUUUAGUGCUUAACUUGGUAUGUGAGACUUUCCUUCCUUUCCUUCUAUUGACAAGAGUUAUCAACUAUUGGUGGUUCUGUUUGUUAGUCUAAAUGUUGAAUGUUAUUUUAUGUCUCUUUUUGUCGCUAAUGCUUAAAUAAAAUAAAGCCUCAUAUUGUAUCAAA